GCAUUUUGGUGUUGUAUCUUCAUGAGUAUAUGCGAGGUAUCCUAUCCUUGUAAUUCACGCAAAUCAAAUUGGAUGGAGCGAGCACACCAUCACAAGACACCCAAGUAAGACAACAACAUAAAGCCAGGUCUUUGUCUUCGUCUUCGUCUUCGUCUAUGUUCAUCUUGAAGCAGGGCAGAAAUUAAUUGCUUGUUCUCUGCAAAUUUUUCUGCUACGUUGUCUGUAAUGUUUCUGGGCAAAAUUGUCCGUUCAGUUUGAGAGAGAGAUUGUGGCUAUGGACGAAAACAGCAAACCGAUGUCGGAGAUUUCCUCGGAGGCCGAGCAGCGGUGGUCAACUGACGAGAACACGACGGAGUCAACCUCAGAGCUCUCAGUCUUCGUGGAGAAACUGAGCCCAAUUCUGGCCGAAAUGAAGGAGCACAAGAAUCUUGGGAUUGAUCCCACGGUCCAGAAGGCAAUUCAAUCACUAGAACAAGAAUUCAUGACCGCAAAAGCCUUAACCAAAAAUCUAAACAUCAAUUCCUCGCCUCUGAAGCAAAUUGAUGACCAGACAGAGAAUCUUGGGAGGUCUUUAGGGCUUGUGCUGUUUGCCAGCCAUGAUAUGGGGAUAUCCAGGAGAGCAGAGAUGGAGGCUCUGCGCAAAGAGAUUAUGAAUUCCAGGUCUAAUUUCUGCUCUGAGAGAGAGUCUGAGUUCUCAUAUGAUCUGGAAUUGGCAUCCAUUCCAUCCAAGGAAAUUGUGGAAGAAGAAGAGGAAGUAGAAGAAGAUAGGAUCACAUUAGAUGUUGAUGGUAUUGCUUUGCAGCUAAAGUAUGGCAAUGAUGAAGAACUCAAGCAGGCGAUUUUCGGGUUGAAUGUCUUGAUUGGUGAGGGUGGAGUUAGUAAAGAAGCUCUUGAUAAUGAGGAUAUAAUCCCAAUCAUGUUUAGUAGGUUAAGCACAAGUGUAGCAGAGAAUAGAUUGGCUAUAAUUCACACACUCAGAGUUCUGGUUAAUCAGAACAAUGACAGUAAGGAGAAGAUGGCUGAGAUUGGGUGCCUGUCGACGCUGGUUAAGUCGUUGACAGGGGACGUGGACGAGCAGCGAGAGGCGGUGGGGCUGCUGUCGACUCUCUCAGAGCUCGUGUCUGUUAGGAGAAGACUAGGGAGGAUCCAGGGCUGCAUUGUUAUGCUGGUGGCCAUUUUCAAUGGUGAAGAUCAGGCGGCUUCUCGCGAUGCUGGGAAGUUGUUGAAUGCCCUUUCUGCCAAUACUCAAUAUGCUCUCCACAUGGCUGAGGCUGGCUACUUCAAGCCUUUAGUCCACUACCUAAAGGAAGGUUCUGAUAUGAGUAAGGUACUUAUGGCAACCGCGGUUUCAAGAAUGGAGCUAACAGAUAAAAACCGAGCUUCCCUAGGGGAAGAUGGGGCAAUUCAUCCUCUAGUGAAGAUGUUCAGCACUGGGAAUCUCGAGUCGAAGCAAUCUGCUUUGAGCGCGCUGCAAAACCUGUCAGGUCUGAGCGAGAACGUCCAGCGUUUGGUGAAUUCGGGCAUCGUGGCUACUCUUCUGCAGCUCCUUUUCUCUGUGACGUCGGUCCUAAUGACCCUGCGCGAGCCAGCAUCGGCAAUUCUGGCGAAAAUAGCUCAUUCGGAAGGGUUGUUGGUGAAACCGGAUGUGGCUCAACAGAUGCUUUCGCUUCUGAACCUGACUAGUCCUGUCAUCCAGUGCCAUCUCCUGGAGGCGCUGAAUUGUAUUGCUUCGAAUUCGAAUGCUUCGAAAGUGAGGAGGAAAAUGAAGGAAAACGGGGCGAUCCGGCUGUUAUUGCCUUUCCUUACUGAGACUAACGCCAAGAUCAGAACCGGGGCUUUAAGUUUGAUUUGUCUGCUCUCCGAGAAUAUGCAAGGGGAGCUGACAGAACAGAUGGAUGAGACUCACAUUUGCAUAAUUGCCAACAUUGUUUCUUCGCCAUCAUCCGAAGCCGAUGAAAAGGCCGUGGCUAUUGGAAUCCUAAGCAAUUUGCCCGUGAGUGACAAGAAGGCGACGAGUAUGCUCAUGAACGCAAACUUACUGCCCGCUUUAGUUUCAUUGAUGAAUUCAAGCCCUGCACCUUCAACACAAAUGUCGUCGAGGCUAGCUGAGAGCAUUGCAGGAGUACUAAUCCGGUUCACCGUUCCUUCUGACAAGAAACUGCAGCAUUAUGCUGCUGAUCAAGGAGCCAUUCCCGUUCUCGUCAAGCUACUCGCCUCGGAUUCAAUAAUUGCCAAAACUAGAGCAGCAAUUUGCCUGACACAACUCUCACAAAACUCUCUGUCGUUAAGGAAACCAAGAAAGCCGAGAUGGUUCUGUGGCCCUGCCUCCACUGACGGCUUCUGUGAAGUCCACGACGGUUACUGCUCCGUCAAAACCACGUUCUGCUUGAUCAAGGCGGGCGCGAUAACGCCAUUAGUCCAGGUACUGGAAGGGCCCGAGAGGGAAGCAGACGAGGCCGUGUUAAGCUGCAUAUCGACUCUGGUGCAUGACGAAAGCUGGGAGAUUGGGUGCAAGUACCUAGUGAAGGUAAAGGGGGUUCAGUGUUUGGUUAAAGUUCUGGGAGUGGGGAGCAUUAAGGCUCAGGAGAAAGCUCUGUGGAUUCUUGAAAGGGUUUUUAGGGUUGAGGCUUAUAGAGUUGAGCAUGGGGAAUGUGCACAGCCAUUGCUGAUUGAUCUGGCACAGACUGGGGAUGCAAUUCUGAAACCAACAGUGGCUAAGCUGCUGGCACAGCUUGAGCUCUUGCAAGCUCAAUCAAGUUACUUCUGAGAUCACUCAUCUCAUUUGCUUCAAACACAUGUACAUUAGUUGCAAAUUACAGGGUUCUUUCAUUGAUUUUUGCUUGUGUUCAUCCACAAUUUUUUUUAGUGAUUGGUUAAAAUCUUGUUGGUAAUUUGAUUUACGGAAAA
Molecule: messenger RNA, 2907 nt
Organism: Ipomoea triloba (trilobed morning glory)
Lineage: Eukaryota; Viridiplantae; Streptophyta; Magnoliopsida; Solanales; Convolvulaceae
Product: U-box domain-containing protein 44-like
Exons: 3
Coding region: 275-2767 (830 amino acids)
Molecular function (GO): protein binding
Source: RefSeq, a predicted model, not a curated record